Peronospora belbahrii is the source of this 615-nucleotide messenger RNA. The record is from the annotation of a GenBank genome assembly. Lineage: Eukaryota; Oomycota; Peronosporomycetes; Peronosporales; Peronosporaceae.
AUGACAAUGGAGCAAAGGCCCGUGCAUUUCGACGACGAGUCCGACGAAGAAGAGCAGAAUCCUGGUGCUUUUAUGUGGAUUGAAGGUGAUUCACUUGCACCGCCUUGUCAGAGUGACCAUGAUGUUGUAUCAAAAAUUGUGGAGAUUGCGUGCUUGACCCCAAAUGACGUUCUAUUUGAUUUAGGAUGUGGUGAUGGUCGUAUUUGUAUUGAAGCUGCGAAGCGCUUUGGUGUUCGUGCUAGAGGCGUGGAGAUUGAACAGUUCUUGGUCAAGCGUUUCCGCAGGUUAAUCGCUACUAACGAUCUGGAACGACUUGUGAGUGUUUCUCACGGCGAUCUAUUGGAUGAGGACCUGUCGGAGGCUACGGUUAUCGUCACAUACUUGUUGCCUAAUGCACUGGACCAGCUAGCGUCAAAGUUUGUCAAGCUAUUGGGUCAGACCAACAAGAACGUGCGCAUCAUCUGCAACACAUGGGGCAUUCGUGGCCUUACUCCUGACGAGCGCCAUGACGUUGGACUGUAUAAUAACGUGCCACUGUUCGUGUACAAAAGUCGUAGAGUCUUAUCUACAUCCACAAUGGAAGAGAACAAGUCUAACAAAGGCAUAGCACAAUAG